Messenger RNA from Amaranthus tricolor (Joseph's coat), 1789 nucleotides. Its product is annotated as protein GRAVITROPIC IN THE LIGHT 1. NCBI's taxonomy places the organism in Eukaryota, Viridiplantae, Streptophyta, Magnoliopsida, Caryophyllales, Amaranthaceae. The transcript is spliced from 2 exons. Gene Ontology annotation, biological process: response to red or far red light; negative gravitropism. The record is from RefSeq and is a predicted model, not a curated record. Bases 99 to 1622 code for a protein of 507 amino acids.
CGAUAAUCAAUCCUCUACACCCUACAAUACAGUCCCCACUUUCAGCACACCCAUAAAUCUCUCUCUCCUUCUCACAGUUUCUCUCUCUUAACUCUACAAUGGCAAAGAAAGUAACAAACUUUUCUGAUCUGAUCCAAAGAGUAACAGCUUCUUGCUUACUCCAUCCAUUAGGAAACCACAAUAUUGAAAUGACCCCGGAUCGGUUCUUUGAAUCAACAAAUUCCCACCAGCUAAAAUCGAAACUUUCAUCUCCAGAAGAUGAAGAUGAAGAACAAGAUUACAAUAAUUCAUCUUCCAUUGAAGAAGAAGAAGAACAAGAACAAGAAAGUGGUGAAAUCUAUGAAGAUGCAAGAGAAACAGAAGAAGAACUACAGAGUAAAAGAUAUAAUAUCAGUAACAAUAAUAUGAAUAUAAAUAGUACCGAAAAUGAGGCAAUGUGGAUGUUAAUGGGUCAAGUAUUUGAUUCAAUUUCAGCAAUGAAGAAAGCUUAUGGUAAAUUACAAGAGGCCCAUAACCCGUGGGACCCGGAAAAAAUGCGGGUGGCAGAUACGGCGGUGGUUGCGGAGCUCCGGCGAUUGGGAGUGCUGCGGGAAAGAUUUAGGAGAGGAGGUGAAAGGUUGAGGAAAAGUGUUGCAGUGGCGGCGGAGGCGGCAGAGAGGGUGAGUGAAAUGGUAGCGCCAUAUGAGGCGGCUGUGGAGGAGUUGAAGAAGGAGGUGAAAGUUAAGGAGGCUGAAUUAGAAGAGUUGAGACAAAAGGUUAAUAUUUUGAGUGUUAAUGGUGGGAAUGGUAGUAGUAAGAAAAAUGGGAGGUCUUUGUCUAGGAAGAAAGGUGGUAGUUUUAUUCAACAUCAAGUUCCAACUUCCCCAACACCAUACAUGUUUGAAGCAACAAUGAAGCAAUUGCGAGAUACCUCGAAAUCAUUCACUGCUCACCUUCUGUCUCUAAUGCGAUCCGCUCAUUGGGAUCUCUCGGCUGCUGUUCGGUCCAUCGAAGCUGCUAUCUCCACCACCGGAUCAACUGCCAUUACAAGCACCAACCCACAUCAACACCAAACGAAACACGCCCUUGAAUCGUAUGUUCUUCGAAAGAUAUUCCUAGGCUUUGAUCAUGAAACUUUCUACAUGGAUGGAACUCUUUAUUCGCUCCUCAACCCAUCCCAUUUCCGAAAUGAAUGCUUCUCUAAGUUCAAGGAUAUGAAAUCCAUGGACCCAUCUGAAUUGCUUGGCAUAUUACCCAAUUCCCCAUUUGGUGUUUUUUGUAGCAAGAAGUACCAAGAGAUUGUUCAUCCCAAAAUGGAAGAGUCUCUAUUCGGUAAUCUGGAGCAGAGGAAUCAGCUUCUGAGUGGGAAGCAUCCAAGGACACAGUUCUAUAUCGAGUUUCUGGGGUUAGCCAAGGCAAUUUGGUUGCUCCAUUUGCUUGCGUUCUCACUGGAUCCACCUCCAAGCCACUUCGAAGCAAGUCGAGGAGCAGAGUUUCAUCCUGUGUAUAUGGAGAGUGUGUUGAGGUAUCCAGGUGGUAAAGUUCCAUCAGGUCAAGUAGUCGGAUUCCCGGUGAGUCCUGGAUUCAAGUUGGGCAAUGGGUCUGUCAUUAAGGCUCGGGUUUAUCUUGUACCUAGAAAGUGAAUUAAGUUGUUUGAGAUUAGGGUAUGUGAUGUAGCUAGAUAGCCUGUGUAAUGUAGUAGGGUUGAUUAUGAAUGAAGGUAGAAACUCUUAAUGUUUUCAUCUUAUUGAAAGAAAUGAUUUUUUGGUUGCCUUUCAUUUCAUCAUUUUGAGGAUAAAUACAUCAAGUA